This is a messenger RNA of Peronospora matthiolae, 705 nucleotides long. Lineage: Eukaryota; Oomycota; Peronosporomycetes; Peronosporales; Peronosporaceae. The record is from the annotation of a GenBank genome assembly.
AUGACAAAGGAGACGCCAAGGAAGACCACAAGACAGAAGGCGAACGAAAGUGCACGAAUCCGUGCUGUGUAUUCUUCGGUUUCGCGUGACUUGGUGCCGCACAUUCAUUAUCGUAAACGUCAUCCUGUCAACACUGCAGAAGGGUUUUCAUCUCGAGACAAAGCCCUCGUGGUCCUGUGCUCGGAACUCGCGCUGCUUGCGUUAACUCACUCGCUCUUGCACUUCGACAAAGUCACGGCAGCUGAGCUAGACCUCGAUCCAGAUGCUGGGAAGUCCACUGUUGAGCUCGUUCAAGCGCGUGGCUACGUAGUGGAGAUGCACAAUGUCACGACAAUAGAUGGAUACAUCCUCUCCAUGCAUCGCUUACCAACGUCGUACAGAGAAAGCCAAGCAGAUGCCACCGACAACGACAAGGCAGACCGAAACAAACUAGCUGUUUUCGUCCAGCAUGAAAUGGUGGCCAGUAGUUUCGCAUGGGUGUGCGACUCCCGGAACCACAGUCUCGCCUAUGUGCUUGCUGAUGCUGGCCACGAUGUCUGGCUUGGGAAUAAUCGCGGCAAUACGUACUCGUCCAGCCACGUUAAGUACACGACCAAAGACACUGCGUUCUGGGCCUUUUGUGGGAAGACAUGGGCAAGUUUGACAUGCCAGCAACGCUCAACUAUGCUCUGGAGACGUCGGGACGGGAGACACUGGCUCUUGUAG